Molecule: messenger RNA, 755 nt
Organism: Apus apus (common swift)
Lineage: Eukaryota; Metazoa; Chordata; Aves; Apodiformes; Apodidae
Gene: TMEM258
Product: transmembrane protein 258
Exons: 3
Coding region: 67-306 (79 amino acids)
Biological process (GO): protein N-linked glycosylation
Cellular component (GO): membrane-bounded organelle
Source: RefSeq, a predicted model, not a curated record
UCCCGCUCUCCCUUCCCCUUCCGGCGGGGACCGAGGCGCGACGUGUCGGAGCGGGAACCGGGCGCUAUGGAGCUGGAGGCCAUGAGCAGAUACACCAGCCCGGUGAACCCCGCCGUCUUCCCGCACCUGACGGUGGUGCUGCUGGCCAUCGGCAUGUUCUUCACCGCCUGGUUCUUCGUCUACGAGGUGACGUCCACCAAAUACACCCGGGACAUCUACAAGGAGCUGCUGAUCUCGCUGGUGGCCUCGCUCUUCAUGGGCUUCGGCGUCCUCUUCCUGCUGCUGUGGGUCGGGAUCUACGUCUGAGGCCCGGGCGGGGGGAGCAGCGGCACCGCCCCCGGGGCCCGCCCUGCCUGUAAGCGCCGGGGGGCGGGGGGAGCCCGGGCGACGGAGCUUGACCGGAGGGGGUGGACUUAAAAGACACGGGGGUGUCCGAAGCCGCAGCCCUCGGGGUUAAGGGCGUCCCAGCUGCUCUGAGCUCGGGGAACUCAGCUGGAGAGUGUCCUGCGGGCUGGGCUGGUGCUCACCCCCCCGGGGGACAGUGAGGGGUUGUCUGUGCUGGGUGUUGUCCUUUCCUCUGUGGCUUUAACCACCUCCCCCGGGGAAGGUUUUCUCACCUCCCUCUCUCAUCUCUCCUUUGAUUCCAGGUGGGAAACCUCACGGGAGCUCUUUUUAUAUAUUUCUUUUCUACUGCACUGCCCUUGAGUGCCCUCUGCCCAGCCAACCCCACCUGAAUAAACCUGCCUCCAUCCUGC